AUGUCCCUUAGCUAUGCGUCGGAGCACACUGGCGAGGGGCACUUUGAAGGUGGGGGAGGUGGAGGUGGUACCGGCUUCGGAGAUUAUCAUCAUCAGCACCAAGACACACCCACCACUUACUCGGAGACAUCGAAGCAUGUGCCCGUCCAUGUCAUUGAGAAGGUGCCAUUGCCCAUACCACAUCCCGUGGCCGUACAAGUACCCAAUGUUAUACGGCUGCAAAUACCAGAGCCCUAUGCGGUUCAUGUUCCGGUGCAACAGGAAAUACAAAUUCCCGUUUACAAAAUAGUUCCCGAAAUAACGGAACGCAAGAUACCGUACACGGUGGAAAAACCCUACCCGGUUGAAGUCGAAAAACCGUACCCCGUCGAGGUGAUCAAGCACAUCAAAAUACCUGUGCCCAAGCCAUAUCCUGUGCCCUAUACCAUUUAUAAGCAUGUCCUGCACAAGGAGCACGGCUGGUGA
Drosophila novamexicana is the source of this 465-nucleotide messenger RNA. RefSeq names its product titin. The coding region runs from base 1 to 465 and encodes 154 amino acids. NCBI's taxonomy places the organism in Eukaryota, Metazoa, Arthropoda, Insecta, Diptera, Drosophilidae. The transcript is spliced from 2 exons. The record is from RefSeq and is a predicted model, not a curated record.